Messenger RNA from Hippopotamus amphibius kiboko, 1669 nucleotides. RefSeq names its product RAB5C, member RAS oncogene family (gene RAB5C). NCBI's taxonomy places the organism in Eukaryota, Metazoa, Chordata, Mammalia, Artiodactyla, Hippopotamidae. Gene Ontology annotation, molecular function: GTPase activity; GTP binding. The transcript is spliced from 6 exons. The record is from RefSeq and is a predicted model, not a curated record. Bases 216 to 866 code for a protein of 216 amino acids.
GGAGAUCCGGAUCCGGAGCGGCUGAAAGGCGGAAGUGGAGGCCGGAGCCUGGGACACCGCCGGGGGGAGAGGAGCGGAGCUUGUCCGAGCACCGGCCCCAAGUAACGCCGCCGCCCCGGAGCCGCGUUGGAGACUCCCCUCCCCACUAAGUGCCUCUUUGCACAGCGCCGGCCCCCGCCCCCACGCUCACUGGUACCAUUACAGCGGGACGGGCCAUGGCGGGUCGGGGAGGUGCAGCGCGACCCAACGGACCAGCUGCUGGGAACAAGAUCUGCCAGUUUAAGCUGGUCCUGCUGGGGGAGUCUGCGGUGGGCAAAUCCAGCCUCGUCCUCCGCUUUGUCAAGGGUCAGUUCCAUGAGUACCAGGAGAGCACAAUUGGAGCGGCCUUCCUCACACAGACCGUCUGCUUGGACGACACAACAGUCAAGUUUGAAAUCUGGGACACAGCUGGACAGGAGCGGUAUCACAGCCUGGCCCCCAUGUACUAUCGGGGGGCCCAGGCCGCCAUCGUGGUCUACGACAUCACCAACACAGAUACGUUCGCACGAGCCAAGAACUGGGUGAAGGAGUUGCAGAGGCAGGCCAGCCCCAACAUCGUCAUUGCACUCGCAGGCAACAAGGCGGACCUGGCCAGCAAGAGAGCUGUGGAGUUCCAGGAAGCACAAGCGUAUGCAGAGGACAACAGUUUGCUGUUCAUGGAGACAUCAGCAAAGACUGCGAUGAACGUGAAUGAGAUUUUCAUGGCAAUAGCUAAGAAGCUUCCCAAGAACGAGUCCCAGAAUGCAACUGGUGCUCCGGGCCGGAACCGAGGCGUGGACCUCCAGGAGAACAACCCCGCCAGCCGGAGCCAGUGCUGCAGCAACUGAGCCCCCCUCGCCUACCCACUGCCCCCGCCUCCUCCGCCUCAACGGACCCGACUGGAAUCCAUUCUAACCAAUCGCACUUACCGACGCGGGCCACCGCUGGGGGGGCAGGGGGAGGGGUCCACCAUGAUUUCUCCAUAUCGUUUUGAUCAUAGGCCGGAGUGAGUUAUUCCACCUGCACCUUUCUGUACAAAUACUAAUUCAAUUUUAAGUCUUAAGUCACUUUUUUAAUAUAUAUGAUCUGCUCUUCCCACUUCCUGCCCUCUCUACUGCUCUCCCACUCUUCCUUGCUGGUAGGAGCCACGGGCCCCUGUUCCCCGGGCCUGGUGUGUGGGGAGGCGGGGCUGGAGCAGUUACCCUCGUCCCCCUCCUGCUGAGCAGCAGGCCCGGCAGGAGCAGCCAUAUCCUUACUGUGUUUGGAGUGCGCUUGGUUCGGGGUGGGGGGCAGGCCCUGGGGCCAGGGGAGGGAGGGCAGCUCUCCCCUCAGCUGGCUGUCAGCAGGCGGCAGCGCCCCCCACCCCCACCCCCUGACUCACAGCUGGGAAGGAACCCACAGCAUUACCACAGCAUUAUUGUGACAGCCACGAGCCCAUUGCCCACAGCCCCCUUCCCCCUCGUCCUUGGUCACCCUGACCUCUGGCUCUGAGCCCUGUUCUGACCAAAUCACGAUGAUGAGUAUUUGGGGGGGGGGUGGGUAAGGGGGCGGUAGUGGGAGGGGAUGGAACCAACUUUUUCUGUAUUUUGUAUGUUUUCUUCAACAUGUAACCAAUCAGUAUCUUGUCAAUAUAGUCAGCCGAUCGAUCGAC